AUUUAUUAUUAUGUAUUGUAUGCUGUUUGUACUCACUUGCUGAUACAUAUUACUGGAAAUGAAGGAUUCAGUCAGUGAAGCGGGGAAACGUAUGCGAAAAUUUAGUCGUGGUCAUAGACGAGCUUUUUCAGUACCAAAUGCUAGUGUUAAUCGUACUCGAAUAUCUGUUGCCGAAGAGGGUGAUUUCCCGGCAUGUGCGCAGAAGCAGAAAACGACAGAAGAGCUAUUCAAAGCAGUAACCUAUAUUUCAAAUGGAUUGCCAGUUAUGCUGCCGGUUUCAGAAGAUGAUGAUGCUGAUCUUACUGUGAAAAUCAGCGAAGAGGAGAUAAAUCUUCCAAAUGAAGGAAAUAUUAAACGUGGUGUACGAGUUGCUGUUAGAAGGAUUUGGGAAGCACGAUGGAAGGCUACGAAUUUUGAGCUGCUUCCAGAAUGGUUGCAAGAUAACGAAUAUUUGCGUACUGGACAUAGGCCACCACUACCGAGUUUUGGCUCGUGCUUCAAAAGUAUAUUUUCUCUACAUACGGAAACCGGUAACAUCUGGACUCAUUUGUACGGUUGUGUAGCAUUCAUUGGAGCUGGAGCCUGGUUUUUAACGCGUCCAUCAACAUUGGUGCAGUCAGAAGAUAAAAUUGUGUUUGGGACAUAUUUUGUUGGUGCAGUGGCUUGUUUGGGAUUAUCAUUUGCCUUUCAUACAGUACAGUGCCAUUCUGUUGAAGUUGGGAAACUAUUUAGCAAAUUGGAUUAUACUGGUAUUUCCUUACUUAUUGUUGGCUCUUUCAUUCCAUGGAUUUAUUAUGGAUUUUACUGUCGUUUGCUACCUAUGAUUGUGUAUUUAACUAUGAUUUCCGUUCUUGGACUUGCUGCAGUUAUCGUAUCUCUGUGGGAUAAAUUUGCUCAACCGCAAUACCGACCUUUACGAGCUGUUAUUUUCAUAGCUAUGGGUUUAAGCAGUGUUGUGCCAGCAUUACACUUGCUAAUUACUGAUGGUAUUUCGUACCUUUUAAGUGAAGCAUCAUUAUUUUGGUUUUUACUGAUGGGUAUUUUAUAUAUAACGGGUGCUGUUUUAUACGCUACUCGUACACCUGAAAAAUGUUUCCCUGGGAAAUUUGAUUUAUGGUUACAAUCACAUCAACUGUUCCAUAUGUUUGUGGUAGCUGCAGCUCUAGUUCAUCUAUAUGGUAUCAGUAAAACAGCUGUGAAACGUCUGGAAAAAGGAUCCUGCGCUGAACAAAUGCUGGAACAGCAAGGAUAUGAUGACGAAUCAUAAUUCAUACCUAAAAUAAUUGAUUAUAGUUUGUUGAAUAAAAAGUUGUCAUU
Loa loa (African eye worm) is the source of this 1317-nucleotide messenger RNA. RefSeq names its product adiponectin receptor 1b. Gene Ontology annotation, biological process: adiponectin-activated signaling pathway. The coding region runs from base 59 to 1267 and encodes 402 amino acids. The record is from RefSeq and is a predicted model, not a curated record. Gene Ontology annotation, cellular component: plasma membrane. Gene Ontology annotation, molecular function: signaling receptor activity. The transcript is spliced from 9 exons. NCBI's taxonomy places the organism in Eukaryota, Metazoa, Nematoda, Chromadorea, Rhabditida, Onchocercidae.